UUUAUAUUUGUUUUGAUGCUAUGAAAAAGGGUUUUCAACAAGGAUGCAGAAGAUGUAUAGGGCUAGAUGGGUGUUUUCUAAAGGGAAUUUGCAGGGGUCAACUUUUGGUAGCUGUUGCUAAAGAUGCAAACAACCAAAUGUAUCCAAUAGCAUGGGCAGUCAUUGAUACUGAAAGCAAGUUGACAUGGAAAUGGUUCAUGACCAUUCUGAAAGAUGAUCUUAAUCUAGGAAAUGGUUCCCAGCUAACUAUCAUUAGUGAUAUGCAAAAGGGACUAAUAGCUGCUGUAGAUGAACUAUUUCCAGAAUGUGAGCACAGAAUGUGUGCUAGACACAUAUUAGCAAAUUGGUCACAAAACUUCAGAGGCUUAGAGAGAAGAAAGAAAUUUUGGGCUUGUGCUAGAUCAACAUUUGAGGCACAAUUUAAGUACAAUAUAAAUGCCCUGUCCAAGCUGGGAAUAGGUAUUGUUGAAUCCCUUAUCAAAUACAACAAGGAGACAUGGUGUAAAGCUUUUAUUCAAACAUUUUCAAAGUGUGAUAGCAUAGAUAACAACAUGGCAGAGAGUUUCAAUUCUUGGAUCUUGGGACCUAGGAACAAGACCAUUGUAACUAUGUUGGAAGAAAUUAGAGUUAAGGUGAUGAGUAGAGUGAGUAAGUCAAGAGCAUUUGCUGAAACAUGGACAGAUGGAAUAUCUCCAAUGGCAAUGAUGGUAUUCAAUACAAAUGUAACAAGAUCAAUGCAGUGCAACAUUGAAUGGAAUGGUGAUGUUGGAUUUGAAGUGUUAGAAGGGGUAUACAAGCAUACUGUGAACUUGGGUCAACAAAAAUGUAGUUGCAGAUCAUGGGAAUUAAAAGGUAUCCCAUGUGCACAUGGUAUAGCAGCAAUGAACCACUUGAACAUGGAUGCAUCACAAGCAAUAUCUAGUUGGUAUAGAAAAGACACAUAUAUGAAGACAUAUUCUCAUUUCAUUCAACCAGUCCCAAACAUGGAAAUGUGGCCUGAAAGUAGAAACCCAAUGGUUGAACCACCUGAGGCAAGACAAAUGCCUGGUAGGCCACCAAAGAACAGAAGAAGAGAAAUUGGUGAAGUGAGAAAAGCUGGAAAGUUGCCAAGAAUGGGGACAGUAAUGACAUGUUCACUUUGCAAAGGACCAAAUCAUAACAAGAGAAAUUGUCCAAAAAAUCCUAAACCUAAGUCUACACCAACACCCACUCAAGAGUCCACCACUGGAAAAAAGAGGGGUAGAGGUCAUUAUGAAAGAACAAGCACCAGUAAGACUGGUACAAGAAGAGGUGCAGGAAGUGGUUACAAGAAGAGGCCUAAAGUUGUUGGACAAGGUGUAUUUGUUGCUGAUACUGGAUAUACGUGUAUUAAUCAAGGAUUGUCUAGCAGAAGGAGGGUUAAUACUGGUGUGGUGAGUUCUGCACAUGUGACAGGUGAUAUUGGUUUUAAACCUACCAAGGGACUGAAGUGGAAAGGCAAACAGGCCAUGACUCAAAGACAACUUCAAGUCGAAAGUGUUGUGCGUCGUAUUCAAACCAGAUCAAAAGCUGAUGGCAUUCAAACAAGGUCACAAGCCAAAGGAAAAUCACUCUCAAAGAAAACUUCUUAGUUGUGUGGUUGUGGUGUCCAACCAAACUUGAAAUAGUGUUUUAUGUGGUUUUAUGUGUUGAUGAAUCUAUGGUUGUUCAAACAAACUUAAAGUAGUUACUGUUUUAUGUUUUGCUAGUUAACUUAAGUUAUUGUGGUUGUUGGUUGGUGCUUGUGUGGUUAUUCAACUAACCUUAAAGUAGUGAUUGUUUUAUGUUUUGCUAGUUAACUUAAGUUA
Solanum pennellii is the source of this 1826-nucleotide messenger RNA. RefSeq lists its product as uncharacterized. Lineage: Eukaryota; Viridiplantae; Streptophyta; Magnoliopsida; Solanales; Solanaceae. Gene Ontology annotation, molecular function: zinc ion binding. Bases 21 to 1610 code for a protein of 529 amino acids. The record is from RefSeq and is a predicted model, not a curated record. The transcript is spliced from 4 exons.